Molecule: messenger RNA, 1563 nt
Organism: Triticum aestivum (bread wheat)
Lineage: Eukaryota; Viridiplantae; Streptophyta; Magnoliopsida; Poales; Poaceae
Exons: 3
Coding region: 184-1311 (375 amino acids)
Source: RefSeq, a predicted model, not a curated record
AACACGAGCGUUUGUGUUCGCGUUCGGUUGUGCUACUCCCGACCCGAGCCACGAGCUGGCCCGAGCCGAAGGUGAUCGAUCCAGAGCCGCCGCGCACCCCCAAUUUCGAAGGAGAAAAAGAAGAAAGGAAAUAGAAAAAAACAGAAAAGCGAGGGGGAAAAACCCUAGGAGACGAAGGGGGAUAUGGCGGCCGGCGGGCUGGCGGGGACGGAGCUGGUCAGCACCGGCGGGGCGGAGGCCGGCAACAACGCAAGGGUGACCGGCAGAGGGAAGAGGAAGGCGCUGCGGAAGGCCCGCCAGAAGAAGCCCUCGUCCUACAGGAGGGACGAUCGCCGAGACCGCGAGGAGUUCAUGCGGGCUCUCAGGGAGGAGGAGCCCAUAGAGCUGAGGGAGGAGGACGAGAUCCCCGAUUAUCGCGAACUCUGGGACUGUCUCUACGCCGACCACUUCGGCUCCUUCGACGACCAAACGGCUCUUGGUCCCAUGCGCCAUACAUUCGAACCCAUCCCAAGCUACGCCGCUCCUGAUUGUACCUUGCAGAUCUUCUACAUCCGAGUCACCGAGAUUAGCAAAGAUGGUCUCCAGUGGCCUCUGCAUGUCCAUGGCUUGGUUGCUGCGAGGGACUCUGUAGAUCACAACCGCAACUUCCUCUUCAAUCGCACUAGGGAUGACUGUCAAACCCUCACCCAAGAAGAUCCAUGGUUGAUGUUAACCGGCCCAUCUCGUGCGCUCGUGUUAAUUGAUCCGAUUGCGUUUGAAGUUCAGCUAAAAGUAAAGAGCAAAACAGAGCCUGGAAAAGAUGAACUGUUGGCUUUCAAAGUCUUCAGCUACCACAAAGCUUAUCAUUCUGAUGAGGUGGAAUCUACACGCAUCACCUGCAAGCGCUGCACGCUUGAGUUUGCAUAUGCGCCGUUGCUUCCUUCAGUCGAGGCCACUGUCACUGUCCAAGUUAUUGAUGGGUCAUGGGACGACCAUGUUCAAGGAGUUGUUACUUGCCGCACUGCCAGCAUGGAAAAUGGGGAGAUGGUGUUGCUUGCUUCUCGAGAUGGAAAAAUGCCUGUCAACUCGGAUGGUGUGAUUGAGCUUUCAAGGCGCGUUGUUUCUGUAGAAUUAAGGGGACAGCUGUUGGUUUCCGUGCUGGGCCGUGGGACGGGUGAUAAGAAAGGUUUGGUCGCGACAGAUACCGCUCUCUUUACACAGAUGAAUGCCGGCACGAGUCAUGGCGUAUGUGAUCUUGGUUUCUGCAAGGUGCAAGUUACUGUUGCUUGGUCCUUUCUUUCUACCCUGGCAGACAUGCUGCUUUCUGCUUAACAGCUGUGUCUGGAGGGUGUCGGGGAUAGUUUUCGACCAACCUGUUUAGCCUUUUUAGUGGUGUUUCUAACUCGUAAACUGUUGAAGAACCGGUGGUGUUUUGUAGCGGCUCAGAUGGUGUCUAAGCAGCCCAGUUGUUGAGCUUAUACCUGUCUGUUCUUUUUAUUGGUUAUUAUUACCUGUCCAUUGGUACAACUGUACAAGUAAACCUGCAAAAUUUUGUACUGUAAAAAAAACCCUGCAAAGUUUUGU